Callorhinchus milii (elephant shark) is the source of this 3097-nucleotide messenger RNA. It is a transcript of the gene tagapb, whose product is annotated as T cell activation RhoGTPase activating protein b. NCBI's taxonomy places the organism in Eukaryota, Metazoa, Chordata, Chondrichthyes, Chimaeriformes, Callorhinchidae. Gene Ontology annotation, molecular function: GTPase activator activity. The record is from RefSeq and is a predicted model, not a curated record. The transcript has 11 exons. Gene Ontology annotation, biological process: signal transduction; regulation of Rho protein signal transduction. Bases 195 to 2633 code for a protein of 812 amino acids.
UAUAUAGUGCGGGUGGUACAGAUGUCCUGUUUAGACUCUCUCUGUUAGCCUGAUGGACUGUUAACUGGAUGUCAUGGUGAUUUUCUACCUACAGUUCACCUGAUGUAAAGGACCACUGGCAAGAUACUCUCCUUAGGAAAAUUAAAUCAGCAAAAGACACAGAGGAGCCUAAAGUCACAGAACUCACAAUACUAAUGAAGGUCUUAAGCAACUCUGUUCUGCUUAAAACACUAACUGUAAGCAACAUCGAACCUGCCAGUGAGGUGGUGAGGAGAGCUCUGGAAUCAGCUGAAAUGGGAGAUGCCCAGGAUUAUAAGUUAUUAUUUUCAAACGGUGAGGAUACGCCAUCUUCUCUAAUCGGUCACGAGUAUCCCUUUGCCAUUAAAAUGAGCCAGCGGCAGAAGUCGAGUGAAAAGCAGGGAAAGGCAGAGGUGCCAGCGUUUGACCUGGAGAGAAAACCUUCAAAGGUGUCUCAAAUACCCCAGUGCCAGUUUCAACUGAAAUACUGUCCAGUUGACUCGCACGGCAAUUCGAAGCACUGCAAGAAAAACAGAACAAAGAUGGCUUGGCCUUUCCGCAGAAACUCAACUCAGACAGAGUCUGUCUCCUCUCAGGAAGAAUGCCUUUUUAAUCGACAUCUUCAGGAUAUCUCCGAGGGUGAUGGCACACUUCCUAAACCAAUCCUUGAUAUGCUGACUGUCCUCUUCAAGAAAGGACCCUCAUCCAUAGGAAUAUUUAGAAAGUGUGCAAACAUGAAGGCUUGCAAGGAGUUAACAGCAAAGCUAAACAUGGGAAGAGAAGUCAAUCUGGAGGAGGAGCCAGUGGUCCAGUUGACGGCAGUCUUCAAGGACUUUCUACGACGUAUUCCAAAUUGUAUCUUGAGAGCUGAUCUGUAUGACAGUUGGAUGGCCGCAAUGGAGAAGAAGGAUGUCAAUGAAAGAACAGAGGCGAUCAAACAGGUUCUUUCAAAACUUCCAAGCCACAACCUUGCGUUGCUUCGCUACUUCUUCUGUCUGCUCUAUUACAUCAACAAACACUCUGAGGUCAAUAAGAUGGAUGCUUACAAUCUUGCAAUCUGCAUCAGCCCCAACAUGCUCUGGCCCAACAAAGAUAUAGCACUCGAAGCUCAGCAAGAGGUCUCUGCUAAGAUUGUGACUCUAAUGCAAUUUUUGAUCGAGAACUGCUGUCAAAUAUUUGGUAAUAUAACCAUGCUCUUGGGUGAACCAUGUCAAGUGGCAUCAGACUACAAUGAUCACUCAGAUGUGUCAUUGUCCCACCAAAAUGACUCUGCCUAUGACAGCACAGAUCAAGAGGAAUGGAGAGACACACAGAACGAAAAGAGAAGGCGAGCAAACAACAGCUGCAGUGAACUAUCAGCCAGCGACCAGGCACGGGGAAUGGAACAUAAUCAGAUUUAUCGCAUGAGGAAUGACCAGGAGACUGGAGGCUGCACAAUGACUUUAAGUAGCACUGAAUCCAUAGAUAUGACCAACAGAGUGCUGCCACAAAUGUCUCCAACUGUAUGUCCCUCUGCAGUCAUUAUUGAACAGUAUUCAGGGAGGAUGAACAGACGAUGCUCGGAGCCAAUACUGCCCACAAACAAUAGCUCCAAAAAGAUCAGCCAGAAGGAAUUGGCUGCAAGAAGUCAUGAUGACUGCUCCAUCACUCCCCAUGAUCUGGACUUUCAGAAUCCAUCAAUGAAAAAACAAACGUCUGAGGAAAGCUUUCCAAAAUAUCAGUUCAAGGGAAGGAAGUCGUUCAUCUAUAAUGUCAGUUCACACUCAGAGCUGUCCACAGCCUCGUCCUCCAAGGCUUCCUCUGUCUCUUCAUUAGCUAGUUCAUGCUCAAACCUGUCUGAGAGUUCUGUCUUUGCCAAUUCUCCACUUGUGUCCCCUACGUGCCCCAGACAUGAGGAAUCCUUCUCAGAACAUCACAUCAAACGCCUGACUAGUUUGACCCAAGAGCCUGAUAGUAAUGCAAAGUUCGCCAUAGAGAAAACCAAAAAACCACUGAAGAAGACUCUAAGCUGCCCCACAAGGUCUUUUCAAGGCAACAGGGAUUGCUGCAAGGAAAUCUCGCUGAAGGAAAAUCAAUCCACCUGUGAGACUGUGCAUGAGGAUGCAGUGAAUGAGAGUGGAAAUUCAAAGUUUUCGUAUCACUCAUCCCCUGAUGUUGUCUUUCAGCGGGUGGACAGUCAAAAACGGGGCUUUCCACCUUCUUAUAAUGAAGCUCUUAUACAUAAUACCCCCCCUAUUCUCGCAAUGAAGGGAAUGACAGUGAAGCACAUGAGGAGUUGGUCGCAAAAGGAACAAAACAUUGAAGAAGGUACACCAUAUUCAUUAAUCCAGAACAAACACAACAUGCGUUGUAGAUCUGUUUCUGGUCAUAAAACUUGUUCAUUAACAGAUGACCCAUUCAAAAUAUCCUGUCAAAAUAUCAAAAGCAGUUCAGACUGUUACAAUACACAAACUGCAGAGAACCAUGCAAACCACUUUACAAUAUGUGAGAAGCCACACCAAUACAGAGGGAGAGCUCUGUCUGAAUCCAUAAGCAGAGACAAGAACUUCCAGUUAGGGGGAUGCUUCAAUCAGACCUUUAACCGUUAUCCAUAUCCUAAGGAGUCAUAUGUGUAAACAAUGUACAAACCCUGAUGUUUGCCAGCACCUUUUCUCAUGUUACAUUCUGUGUUAAUGUCCUAUCAAUAAUUGUUUAAAAAGUUGUUGUUUUUAAACGUAAUGUUCUGUUUCCAAUUUUUGUUGUCCCUUUUGACCUCUUUGGUUGUAUUAAGUGAACAAGCACCUUUAAGUACAUAGAGUCUUUAACACUCGUUGUCUCUGAUUUAAUAGAGAUUAUAUACCAUAGAGCGGAAAAUCUAGAUGAUGCAGAUGUAUAUUUGUAGAAAACAUUAAAAAAUAUUGAUGUUUAUCAUAGUUAAAAUGAACCCUGUAUCACAGUGCAAUGUAACAUAGCGUGUUAAAAUUUACAAAACAUCAAGUGUGAAUAUUGUACAUAUAAGCUAUCCAAAAGAUUUCUGUGUGAAGUAAUUUGCAAUGAAUAGUCACACAAUUUCACUACAAUAAAUUUGAUAUUUACAGUG